Molecule: messenger RNA, 3330 nt
Organism: Falco peregrinus (peregrine falcon)
Lineage: Eukaryota; Metazoa; Chordata; Aves; Falconiformes; Falconidae
Exons: 3
Biological process (GO): proteolysis; virion assembly; DNA integration
Molecular function (GO): RNA-DNA hybrid ribonuclease activity; aspartic-type endopeptidase activity; nucleic acid binding
Source: RefSeq, a predicted model, not a curated record
AUGAAAAUAAAAGUUCCGUUCACGGGCGCUGAUCUGAGAGAAUGGAAAGAGGCUGCCCGAGAAUACCGUAAUGAUCCGAUAAAGACAGCACAGAAUUUUAAAUUUCUAAUAAAACAGCACAAUCCUGACUGGAGUGAUAUACAAUUAUUAUUAGAUUGUUUGACUGAAACUGAAAAACAAUUAGUCAUAAAAACAGCGGGGGAUCUCGCAAAGGAACAUUAUAAUAUAAAGGGAGAUAAUUAUAGAGAAUGGUUUCCUUUGUUGGACCCGGAAUGGGACCCAAACCGAGCCGCUGAAAUGGGAAGAUUACAAGCAUACCAGGAACGGAUAUUCAGAGGAAUGGAGAAAGCAAUUCCUAGAACAAUAAAUUGGGCAGCGUUAUAUGAGGUCAGACAGGGUCCUUCUGAAACACCUUCAGAAUUCUUAGACAGAAUAAGAGAUGCAAUGCGCCGGCACACGUCUCUGGACCCAAAUUCGGAGGUAGGCGCACAGCAACUAAUAUCCCUCUUUUUAGGACAAUCACAGGGGGAUAUUAGGCGCAAGUUGCAAAAAUUGAGACCUCCUGAAAAUAGAGACUUGGAAAAAUUAGUAGAGGAAGCAUGGAGAAUAUUUAGUAAUCGAGAAGAAGGUUACAAGCAGGACCAAAAGAAAAUAUUAGCAGUAUUAAUAAAAUUAAAAUUAGGAGAAGAACAGGAGGAGGUGGAAUUUUUAAUAGACACAGGAGCCACCUAUUCGGUUUUGAACCAGGCUUUAAUGCCUUUGGGAAAUGAUUAUGUUUCAGUAAAAGGUGCAACUGGCCAAACUGAAAAGGCUUAUUUUUGUAAACCUUUAAAAUAUAAGUUGGGAAAACAGAUGGGGAUCCAUAAAUUCCUAUUUAUGCCAAAUUCCCCAAAGGCCCUUCUUGGUAGAGACUUAUUAGAACAAUUGGAGGCAACAAUCAAAUUUAAAAAAGGGGAAGUUACUCUGGAGGUAAAUAAUCAUCAAUACAUACAGGUUAUGAGCCUAUCUCUGGCCAAUACUCCUAUAAAAAGGGAAAUUGAUACCAGGAUUAUUGAUCAGGUAUAUCCCGGAGUAUGGGCAAUUGACAUACCGGGACGUGCCAAGAAUGCAUCACCUGUAAUAGUAAAAUUGAAGGAUGGACAGAGUGCGGUAAGAAUUAAACAAUACCCACUGAAAAGGGAAGAUAGGGAAGGAAUUCGUCCAAACAUAGAGCGAUUCAUAGAACUAAAACUACUAAAAGAAUGUGAGUCAGAAUUUAACACACCUAUCCUCCCAGUUAAAAAAACUGAUGGGUCUUAUAGGAUAGUUCAAGAUUUAAGGGCCAUUAACAAAAUAACAGAGGAUCUGUAUCCUGUAGUAGCUAACCCCUAUACCUUACUUACCACCCUGACACCUGACCUAGCUUGGUUCACAGUUUUAGACUUAAAAGAUGCCUUCUUUUGCCUCCCUCUCCAUGAAGCCAGCCAAAGAAUUUUUGCUUUUGAAUGGGAAAAUCCCAGAAGCGGUCAAAAGACCCAGCUCACAUGGACGGUGUUGCCACAGGGGUUUAAAAAUAGCCCCACAAUUUUUGGAAACCAAUUAGCAAAGGAUUUGGAGUUAUGGGAACCACCGUCAGAAGAAGGGAAAGUGUUACAAUAUGUAGACGAUCUUCUUAUUGCAACCAGAACUGAAGAAUCUUGUAUUAUUUGGACUGUGAGUCUGCUGAACUUUCUGGGACUACAGGGAUAUCGAGUUUCUAAGAAGAAGGCACAGGUGGUGUUACAACAGGUCACACACCUGGGGUACGAGAUCAGUGCCGGACAACGGGUCCUGGGGAAGGCCCGAAAAGAAGCCAUAUGCCAAGCCCCCCGACCACGAACUGUAAAGGAACUGCAGACAUUUCUGGGAAUGACAGGAUGGUGCCGGCUUUGGAUAUGCAAUUAUGGCUUGCUUGUUAAACCAUUAUAUUCCCUGAUAGCAGCUAACCAGAAGGAUCUUCAGUGGGAUGCUGAAUCAGACAGAGCUUUCCAUGAACUGAAGAAAGCCUUGAUGUCGGCACCAGCACUAGGACUUCCUGAUGUGAGUAAGCCAUUUUUCCUAUUUUCCCAUGAGAAACAGGGAAUGGCAUUAGGAAUACUGGCACAAGAUUUGGGACCAUACAGACGGGCAGUGGCAUACUUCUCUAAACAGCUGGAUGCCACUGCAAAAGGGUGGCCUGGUUGCCUGAGAGCAGUAGCAGCCGUCAUCCUAAACAUCCAAGAGGCCCGGAAGUUUACCCUGGGCCAGAAAAUGACUGUCUUAGUAUCCCACACAGUGUCUGCAGUCCUUGAAACAAAAGGGGGGCAUUGGCUCUCCCCACAGAGAUUCCUAAAAUACCAGGCCAUAAUGGUGGAACAAGAUGAUGUUGAGAUCGUGACUACAAACAUCGUCAAUCCAGCCUCAUUUCUUAAUGGGAAUAUUGGAGAAUCCGUCGAUCAUGACUGUCUAGAAACAAUCGAAGCCACUUAUUCUAGUCGGACAGAUCUCAAGGAUGUUCCUAUUAAUGGAGCUGAACAUUGGUUCACGGAUGGGAGCAGCUAUAAGCUGAAUGGAAAGCGACAUUCCGGAUAUGCUGUUACAACCUCUGAAGAAGUGAUAGAAUCGGGGCCGCUACCAGCUGACACUUCGGCACAGAAGGCUGAAAUCAUAGCCCUUACUCGAGCUCUGGAAAGAGCUCGGGGAAAACCUAUAAAUAUUUGGACUGAUUCUAAAUAUGCCUUUGGAGUGACUAAUCCUAAGAUUACCAAGGGGCCAAAGUUGGGAAAAAUUGGGAGAGGAAAUGUUCCUGGGCAACACUGGCAGAUCGAUUUCUCGGAACUUCCUAGAAAAGGAGGGUAUCGAUAUUUAUUGGUACUAACAGAUACCUUUUCAGGUUGGCCAGAAGCCUUCCCGUGCAGAACUGCUAAAGCCCGGGAAGUGACCAAAAUACUACUCCAAGAGAUAAUACCUAGGUUUGGAGUCCCAGCGGUAAUGUCCUCGGAUAGAGGACCACAUUUUGUGUCCAGAAUAGUGCAACAGAUUAGCCACCAUCUAGGAAUAGAUUGGCAAUUACAUACCUCAUACCGACCACAAUCGAGUGGCCAGGUGGAAAAGAUGAAUCAUCUAAUCAAACAACAGAUUGUCAAGUUAGGCCAAGAAACAAAUCUAACUUGGCCCCAGUCUUUGCCAUUAGCUCUUACACGAAUUCGAACUAGACCGAGAGCAAAAGAGGGGCUUAGCCCAUUUGAAAUUUUAUAUGGACGACCCUAUGGGGUACAAAAGGGGAUGUCUUCACAGAUUGGUGAAGAAACAAUGACUUCCUAUAUGGUGGCA